ACAGGAGGAGGACACACACACACAGAGAGAGAGCAGAAUUUGUGACAGUGGAGAAUGAGGACAGUCGACAAAGGGCUAGUCAUGUCUGGGUUAAUAUUUAGCCUGAGGACGGGCAGCUCAUGGUCCCGUAACCGUCUGUUCGGGCUGAGCAGUCUCCUGUUGGCUCAACUCUGCAGGAACAACUCGUCCAAAAUGUCUUCAGAUGCCCACUGGCUCUCUCCUGCAGACCGGGAUCAGAUGGUGAUGGAGCUCAGGGCCACUGGCUGGGUGGAGGUGGAGGACCGAGAUGCCAUCUUCAAGGAGCUCAACUUCAAAACCUUUAACCAGGCAUUCGGCUUCAUGUCGCGUGUGGCUCUGCAGGCAGAGAAGAUGAAUCAUCACCCAGAAUGGUUCAACGUUUAUAAUAAGGUCCAGAUUACAUUGACAACACAUGAAUGUGGAGGACUAUCAAAACGGGACAUGAAAAUGGCCAAAUUUAUUGACAAAAUUGCACUUUCCAUGUAAUGUUUAGUCAUUAUUCAGAAAUCUUCCCCUGUAUAAUCAACAACCUUGUUCUAUUAAAAUAAUUCCCAUUAAAAACCUGUCUUCUGUUGAUCAAUAAUACACUGGGUUUGUUUUAAAUAAAAUCUCUGAAAGAUAUUCUACUUCAAUGUUUGCAUUUGUUUGCAAUAUAUUUUGUACACACUUUGUGAAGGAAUAAAACGGAAUUUGUGAAA
Molecule: messenger RNA, 716 nt
Organism: Labrus bergylta (ballan wrasse)
Lineage: Eukaryota; Metazoa; Chordata; Actinopteri; Labriformes; Labridae
Gene: pcbd1
Product: pterin-4 alpha-carbinolamine dehydratase/dimerization cofactor of hepatocyte nuclear factor 1 alpha
Biological process (GO): tetrahydrobiopterin biosynthetic process
Molecular function (GO): 4-alpha-hydroxytetrahydrobiopterin dehydratase activity
Source: RefSeq, a predicted model, not a curated record